GCAGGCUGUGCAUCUCUGGCGCCGCUGUUUCCUCUCACACCGGUCCCGCCACUCUCCGAACUCCACAACAACCGGAACCCCGCCUCCUAACGUCACCAGCACACGUGACCUGCGUACCCGGAUGAGAGAAGGAAGCUACGAGUACCGACGUCAUCAGUCAGCGCUGGAUUCCCUUAUAUACGUUACAUAUGUGCGCGACGUGGUGACGUCAAACGUCGCUUCGCUCUUGACGUUCGCUUCUGCGCGACGAGCCUCUUAGGUUCCCGCCAAAUCGUGUGUGGAAACAGUGACAGCGGCGGAAGGUCGUCUGCAGGAUAACGACCUGUGAGCACCAUGUCUCCGCUCGCUCUGCACGGCUCCAUCCGUAUCCACUGCCUGAAUAUGGGGACGUCUAAGUGGAAGGAGGGCAGAUGUGAGGUGAUGGAGAAGGACAGCAGGUUUACCCUUGUGGUCAACUUCAAGGCCGGGGGAGCGCCAGCAAAAUUCCAGCUCAAUCAGAACAUCAAGCACAUCGUCCUGAGGCCGGUGGGGACAAAGCAGUCGCGCCUUCUGCUCACCAUGAAAGAUUCCAGUUCUCUGACCAUUGAUAAGGUCCCAAGCAAAGAGGCCGAGGAGCUGAGACACAUACUGGAGUCCAUCAACCUGGACAAGACGCAUACCGGGAAGCCAACUCAAGGAUCUGCGAGCUUUGGAGGGAUCCUGGGGAGCAGAAGUAUCCAGAGGGAAAGCAUCAGACCGCUGAACAACAGGACCCAGACUCCUACAAAGAGAGCGAGCGAAGGAAAAGACGAAACUCCUGUAAAAAAGCCGCUAGGCAAUAAUGGAAGAAUCCAAACAUCUCCAAAUAACAUGACCCCAAAUCGUGGGAAUUCACCUGCAACCUUCACACUGCACAGGACCGGCCUGAUGGAAAGCAGCACCAAUAAAGCGCUGACCGACUCCGGACGCAAAUUCCUCAACAGCAGCCGCGAGAAACAGCUGAGUGCGAAGCAGGCCGAGGAAAAUCGUUCCGGUGUAAUGCCGCUGCAGUCCUCGUCCUUCUACAGCAGCCGGAUGACACCUAAAGAUUAUUCUCUUCUGGAGAGGACCCCCGGAUGUACCCAGCCCCCAUCAGCUAAGAGAAGUCUAGUUCUUCCAGCACAGCAGAGUCCAUUGUCAGUGAAGAAACUGCGACCAAAUCAAGACUAUGCCGGAUGGAACAAGCCGAGGGUCCUCUCCACGCACACACAGCCACAGCAACUGCAGGGGUUUUCCAACCUAGGGAAUACGUGUUACAUGAAUUCCAUCCUGCAGUCCUUGUUUUCUCUACAGCCAUUUGCUAAUGAUUUGCUUAAAAAGGGAAUUCCAUACAAGAAAAUCCCGCCGAACGCAUUGAUCAGACGUUUUGCCUUCCUGUUGGCCAAGAAAGAUGUCUGCAGUGCUGAAAUGAAGAGGGAUCUGCUGAAGAAAGUAAAGAGCGCCAUUUCUUCCACAGCGGAGCGUUUCUCUGGUUACAUGCAGAAUGAUGCCCAUGAGUUUUUGAGUCAGUGCCUUGAUCAGCUAAAAGAAGACAUGGGAAAAUUAAACAAAACAUGGACGACAGAAGUGAGUUCAGGAGACGAGCGCAUCGACGGGAGAUCGGGGGAGGACGGGACCGCUGCUCAUGUCUAUUCCUGCCCUGUUGUUUGCAAUUUCGAGUUUGAGGCUCAGCAUUCGAUAAUAUGUAAAAUGUGCGGUGAGAAAGUGAUAAAGCGCGAGCAGUUCAAUGAUCUGUCCAUCGACCUUCCUCGGAGAAAGAAGUUGACUCCUUCAAGGUCUAUACAGGAUUCCCUCGACCUCUUUUUCCGGAAGGAAGAUGUAGAAUAUUCCUGUGAGAAAUGCAGUGGAAAGUCAGCGGUGGUGAUACACAAGUUCAGCCGGCUGCCCCGGGUUCUGAUUCUGCACCUGAAGAGAUACUGCUUCAAUGUGACGCUGUCCCUCAACAACAAGGUUGGGCAGCAGGUGAUCAUCCCGCGGUACCUGACACUGUCCUCGCACUGUACGGAGAACACGCGGCCCCCGGUGCCCCUUGUCUACAGUCCAUCGGCGGCAGCGAAUUCCCGACCACUAAAAACCUCCCAGAUGGUGAAUUCCUGUAGUGUCGGUAACAUCUCUCCAGCUGUGAG
This is a messenger RNA of Hyla sarda, 2144 nucleotides long. RefSeq names its product ubiquitin specific peptidase 37 (gene USP37). Gene Ontology annotation, molecular function: cysteine-type deubiquitinase activity; cysteine-type endopeptidase activity. Gene Ontology annotation, biological process: G1/S transition of mitotic cell cycle; protein deubiquitination. NCBI's taxonomy places the organism in Eukaryota, Metazoa, Chordata, Amphibia, Anura, Hylidae. Gene Ontology annotation, cellular component: nucleus; cytosol. The record is from RefSeq and is a predicted model, not a curated record.